UUCAAGUUUUGAACUGUGUCCCUAUCCCGCCCGCUCUCACUGACGCUCCUCUGCAUAUAAUAUAUCAACCAUUCUCAUUCUUCUUCGACCACUUUGCUUUUUCUUCAACACUCACUUCUCAUUCAAAGGGUUGAGUGAAUGCGUGUUCAUACACCUUUUCUCAACAACUUGUCAGCAUCAGCAUUUUUCAUUCAACGCUGGAGAAAACUAUGCCACGAGAAAGAAUAAAUAUUAAGAAAAAAGAUCUGGGGCAUACCUUGAAGAAUUUUGUCGGUUUUGACUUAUGGCUUAACAGGGGAGUGUAGGGAGUGUAGUCACAGUGGAACAAUUACCAUUUCAAUGUUUUGUGGUUUCAAACAAAAUCAAGUCAAAGAUUAAGCCUUUUAUUGUGCUUCAUGUUAUAACAUUAGGCUAUUCUUAUGUACUUUUUUCUUAAAUGUUGGUAUUAUCUGACGAAUGGAUGUUAAAUUUGUGUUUGAAGAACAGGUAUGAGCUAAAUUUUCAUUUGAGACAAUUGGGUUGCUCUUCUUCUAGGCACAAGCAAUGGAUAAAGUAGGUAAAGCGUGUGCCCAAGAUGAAGAACGUCCAAUACGUUUCACCAGAGCAAAGGCUAGAGCCUUGAGAGGAAUUCCUCCUCCCCCCUCAAGACCUUCCUCCAAAAAUGAACAGAAAAACAUGUCUCGAGCAAAUUCCAAAAGAGCAGCAGCUUCUGGAGAUCAAACUUCUGUGGUUGUUCCUGCUCUUGGCCAAAAUAAGAGAAGGGCAGUUCUGACAGAUGUAACAAAUAUUUGCGCAGAAUCACAUGAUAAGUGUACUGAUGCAUCAAAAUUUAGGGCCAAAGGAGUUUAUAGAAAGAAAAGCACAAAACGAGCUUCAGGUGUUACGUCUGAACUCUCAUCAACACAAGAGAAUGUUAGAGCAAAGUUGGUUGAAGAUUUAUCAACAAUAAGGAUGGUAGAAUCCAAUGACACCAUAAGUGAACGUGUUAUGCCAGGCACCAAGCCGUCAAUGCAAGAUUCUGUGAAGUCCGAAGAAUUCCAGAGCUCUUCAAAAAAUGGUUUGUCUAAAAUCUCAAGUGCUACUGCCCGUAUGCAACAGACUUUAGAUGUAGAAGUGAUUUCUGAGAAGCCAGGAACCUCAAACUCCCUUGAUAUAGUGGACAUUGAUUCAGAGUUAAAGGAUCCUCAAAUUUGGAGUUCUUAUGCCUCUGACAUGUACAACAACAUUCGAGUCACAGAGCUUAAAAUGAAACCAUUGACCAACUACAUGGAGAAGUUGCAGACAGAUAUUAAUCCAAGCAUGCGUGGAAUUCUGGUAGAUUGGCUUGUGGAGGUUUCUGAGGAAUACAAAUUGGUUCCAGAUGCUCUUUAUCUGACAGUGAACCUCAUUGAUCGGUAUCUCUCAACUAAAUUUAUUCAGAAGCAAAGGCUACAGUUGCUGGGUGUUACUAGCAUGCUGAUUGCAUCAAAGUACGAAGAGAUGUGCCCACCUCGAGUGGAAGAAUUCUGCUUCAUCACAGAUAACACAUACACAAAGGAAGAGGUACUCAAAAUGGAGAGAGAAGUACUGAAUGUGAUUCAUUUUCAGUUAUCUGUUCCCACAAUCAAAACAUUUCUGAGGAGAUUCAUCCAAGCAGCACAAUCUUCUUACAAGGCUCCUUGUGUUGAACUGGAAUUCUUGGCAAAUUAUUUAGCAGAGCUUGCUCUUGUUGAAUAUAGCUUCUUCCAGUUUCUUCCUUCUCUUGUAGCUGCAUCUGCCGUGUUCCUUGCCAGAUGGACCCUGAACGAUUCAGAACAUCCAUGGAAUCCAACUUUGGAGCACUAUACAAACUACAAAGCUUCAGAGCUCAAAACUGUUGUUCUUGAACUGCAAGAUUUGCAACUUAAUUCCAAAGGCUGUCCUCUCAAUGCUGUUCGCGAUAAGUAUAAACUACAGAAGUUCAAUUGUGUGGCAAACUUGUCCCCAAAACCGGUGCAGUCACUCUUCGAGGCCCAAGUGUAAAUGUUUUUGGCUGUUCCCUAAAGACUAAUGGAUGACUUCACAGUUUCCGGCACAGUGAUGCUUGAUAAUCAUCAUCAGUUGCAUAUAUUUUACCAUUCUUUUUCGUCAUCAAUCACCUAUUGCUGUUUGUUCCGUGAUUGUUACAUGUUUAAGAUGGUCUCAUACUCUGGUUCUUCCAGAUUUCUUUGUAAAACAAAAUUGUUGCGGAUGAUACAGUUCAAAGAGUGAGUUGAUGUACUAACACCGAGUAGGCUUCAUUUUAAGGUUGUCAUGAUGCAACAAAGCCCUAUAGUUGGUCGCAAUAUUUUGUACUGAAACAAACGUUUCUGUAUGUAAUGCAAAUUAAAUUACAUACAAUUUGUUUUCUAUUUAUAUAUCGUACAACAUUUGCAA
This is a messenger RNA of Vigna unguiculata (cowpea), 2394 nucleotides long. RefSeq names its product cyclin-A2-2-like. Gene Ontology annotation, biological process: mitotic cell cycle phase transition. NCBI's taxonomy places the organism in Eukaryota, Viridiplantae, Streptophyta, Magnoliopsida, Fabales, Fabaceae. The record is from RefSeq and is a predicted model, not a curated record. Gene Ontology annotation, molecular function: cyclin-dependent protein serine/threonine kinase regulator activity.